Linepithema humile (Argentine ant) is the source of this 1719-nucleotide messenger RNA. It is a transcript of the gene crh-BP, whose product is annotated as corticotropin-releasing factor-binding protein. Gene Ontology annotation, molecular function: corticotropin-releasing hormone binding. Lineage: Eukaryota; Metazoa; Arthropoda; Insecta; Hymenoptera; Formicidae. Gene Ontology annotation, biological process: hormone-mediated signaling pathway; negative regulation of corticotropin-releasing hormone receptor activity; negative regulation of corticotropin secretion. The record is from RefSeq and is a predicted model, not a curated record.
CGUGCGUCGCGACGCCACCAGAACACCUGCCGCGCUUGGCCUGAGCUCGCACAGUGCUUCACGAUCUUGCGCACCACUCCGAUCUCUCUUGAUCGAAGGAACGAAGGACGAAAGGAACGAAGGACAAGAAAACCGAUCCAUAUCUAUAAAAAAAGUUUCCAUUCUUUUCGCUAUUUUCGCGCUGCUUUCACCGUCUCUUUCUUAUAUUUUUCUCGUCGUGAAAUGUUCUCCAAGUUGAUUUCAACGUCGAUCUUCUUGAUCGUCAUCGCCAGCGCGAUGUUUCGCGUUGCGAGAGCAGCGGUUGCCAAUGAUCACCGUCAGCAACAGAUAUCAAAUGAAGCUGUUGCUAAUAUCUUGGCUUUCGAAAUGGGAGGGAAGGCUUCCUUCGAGAUACCUCGUGAACAUUAUCGACCCAUUACAGAGUGUACGUUUGUCACAUCAGAAACUGGACCUCUUUCUUACAUAUCGCAGUCUGACAGUGACGUCGUUUGUGGUAUAUAUUUUUUAACUGAUCCCGAUCGCACAGUGGAAAUAUAUUUCCACAGUUUCGACGUUCCCUGCGAGCAUCGUGGACUUUUGGCGAUAAUCGACGGCUGGGAAUUGAAUGGUGAAGUAUUUCCGAGCGAGAGCGACCAUCCGUUACCGAUAAAAGAAAGGGUGAACGAGUUCUGCGGUAAAAACAGAUGGUACAAAAAAACUUUUAAAACUUCGCAAAAUGCUGCACUUCUCCAGUAUAGGAUACCUGCGACUGGAAAAGGUUUCGUCGUAUCCGCGAAAUAUCCAAAGAAUCCAAGACCCUGCAACGUCCUGUCGGUCAGCACAACGGAUCCAUUCACUCUUCGCAAUUACGGUAGGCGAAUCAAUUGUACCUUCAUGGCAGUGUAUCCUGGUGCUGUGCAAGUAGUCGCGCUCGGAGUUGGCGGUAGCAGCUCGCACGGCGUCGCUCACACAACCGAAACCGGCACUUUGCGCAAGUGCGAAACGAAGAGUCCGCGGGACCAAGUGCAGAUCGGUGGUAGUCGCGGCCUCGACACCACAAAACUCGACGUAAUUGACUCCAUUUGCGGUAUUGAUUCCAAACCAGAUGUAAAGGAGCUCGUAGCGUAUGAUGUAACGUCAGUACGAUUAAUAUCGAGUGGUUACUACGAUAAUUCGGUCACAGUGGCAAUAAGUCCAAUCAUAGAUGACCAUGUAUUGGAUUCUGCUUCCGGUUUUUAAAACAAUUGCUUCAACAACUUCAUUAUCAUCCAUCGCAUCUGCUAUGCAUCUGUUCUUGACGUUUAUCUUUAAACAACAGACAUAACAUUAUAAUAUUUAGUUGCACAAACCAUAAUUCACCAUAUUCGGUAGUUUAUUUUAUAUAGAUUAUUUAUAUAUUUGUGUUGCGUAUUAAAUGGCAGUGAAACGAUAGUAUCACAUAUGUAUGAAAAAAAACGAAAGUUCUCUAUUAAGACUGAUUAUUCUAAUUAUUUUUACUAUGUGAUGAGGAUUUUUUUAAAUAUAAAACGUCUUUUAUUUAUUAUAUAAUUUUGAAUACUUUUUUGUUCAAGUAACAUUUUUGGUUCAAGGACAGCUUUAAGUAUUAGCAAGUAAACUUUUUUGAAACUUUUUGUGUUUUGCAAUUAUUGUGAUAAGUGUAAUAUUAUGGUGAUUAUUGAUAUAAUUAAGUUCUGAUAUACGUUAUUUAAUUAAAUAAUAAUAACUCUUUAAAGACUGCUU